AUGGCCACUCUGCAUCAACACCGGCAGCUUCUCAAGCACGGCACGGAAGUGAGCUGCGACCCGAGUGGGGCUGGUGCUGUUACUGUCAGAAUUAACAACAGUGCGCCACACGUGCAUGGCCAGGACUCAGUGACGGAUGCCAACAAAGGGGGGAAUGAGGCUGUGAGCAAAACCAACUCUAACUUUCAUAAAAACAGCAUUUCCUCCAGCUGCAGCUCUGCAGACUCCAGACAUGCAGUCACCUCAUCCUCCAGAGGGUACAGAGAGGCACCCCCUCUUUUUGAAAGAUCAGCUGCCCAGUGCUGGGACCCUAAGUUUGAUUCUCCCAUCUUGGAAGAGGCAUGCCAGGAGAGGUGCUUUCCCCAGACACAGCGGCGCUUUCGUUAUGUCCUCUUUUACUUGGCAGUGUCCUCUGUCCUGUGGGGCAUAUAUUUUGGGGUCAAUAAUGACAGAUGUAACCCAAUGGCCUUUCUCAUUCCAACUGCCUGUUUUCUGAUCCUUCUUGUGCUUCUGUUUGGGUUCACUUUCACUCAGCCUUAUACACGACUUUAUAACCAAACUUCUCUGCUUCUUAUUGCGGUCACAUUUGCAAUGACUCUCGCUCCUCAAACACAGACGUUUAUCCCACGGGAGCCUGCAGGUGGUGAGAAUGCAUCCAUCCUGUCAGGAAAACCUUUAGACACACCUUGUAUUUCUCCUGUUGGCACGUUCUCUCUCUGCAUGGAAGUUUUGCUGCUGCUCUACAGUGUCCUUCAUGUGCGUCUCUAUGCCUCUGUUCUUCUGGGGCUCCUCUUCUCUGUCCUCUUUGAAACUUUUGGGUGGUUACCUUACCUUCAGAGGGGAUAUGGUAACACUGACGAACACACUCUUCCGUGGUUGGGCCCGGGGAAAGCCUUGCUCCAUCUGUGUGCUCAUGUCAUUGGCAUCCAUCUCUUCAUAAUGUCGGAGGCUCGUUCUCGCAGCACCUUCCUCAAAGUAGGACAAGCCAUAAUGCACGGGAAGGACUUGGAAGUGGAGAAAGCGCUGAAGGAACGCAUGAUCCACUCCGUGAUGCCACGACGAGUGGCUGAUGAGCUGAUGAAACAGGGAGAUGAUGAAGGAGGGAGUGGAGAAAACUCAGGCAAGCGUUAUUCCUCUGGAGCCUGCUCUGCCAUAUCAGUCGGCGUAGCUGGGGGCGGUGGGGGAUUACAAUCACAAAAUGCCACAAACCCCAAAAACCAUAUCAAUCAUAAGAGAAAGAAGACCUCCAUACCACGAGGUCAAAUCAUAUUCAGACCUUUCAACAUGAAGCGGAUGGAGUCAGUCAGCAUCCUUUUUGCAGAUAUUGUUGGCUUCACUAAAAUGUCCGCUAACAAAUCUGCCCCAGCCUUAGUUGGUCUCCUCAAUGAUUUGUUUGGCCGUUUUGAUCGCCUCUGUGAGCUCACAGGCUGUGAGAAGAUCAGCACUUUGGGAGACUGCUACUACUGUGUGGCAGGAUGUCCUGAACCCAAGCCAGACCAUGCAUACUGCUGCGUGGAGAUGGGACUGGGGAUGAUCCAAGCCAUUGAACAGUUCUGCCAAGAGACAUGUGAGACAGUCAACAUGCGUGUGGGCGUGCAUACUGGAACUGUUCUGUGCGGGAUUCUGGGAAUGAAGCGUUUCAAGUUUGAUGUGUGGUCGAAUGAUGUCAAUCAAGCCAACUUGAUGGAGCAACUGGGUGUGGCUGGGAAAGUACACCUGUCCGAAGCCACUGCAAAGUUUUUGGAUGAUCGCUACAUCAGAGAGGAUGGACAGGUGGCAGAAAGAGCUGGCCAGAUUGCUGUUGAGAAACUGAAAGGUCUAAAGACAUAUUUGAUCUCGGGGAGGAAGUUGGAGUAUGAAGUGCAGUGUGGAUGUUCUCAAGUGGGAUUCUCUAGUAGGGACUAUUUGUUGACCUGUCCUCAUGCUCCCGACAUCAUUCCUGGGGCACAGGCUGCAGAUCCAUUAGCUCUUCAUCAACUAUCAGACAAGCCUGGACAUGUGUCCUGUGGUGCAGUUUUGUCCUCGGCAGCAGAUCAGUGCGAUGAGGUUGCAGUAUUAAACGGUGGCAAGGAAGACCACAAGACCUCCAGCUCAAAGUUCGUCUCAGGUCACAAUUCCAGAGCAGCCAAUGGUCUCCUAAGUCCUCCGCUGGAUGAAGCAGUGCGAGCAAGUCAAAGCUCUUUGUGCGACAUCCUGCAGGAGAAGGAGAAGAAGGCUAGCUCCAGCACUGGCACAGGCACUAGCCUGGGCAUGGCCACUGGGCCUGGGGCCACAGGCACAGGGAUGGACCACUCUGCACUUAUCCAGCUGCGGGCCAAAAACUUGAGAGAGAAGAGUGAUGUACACUUUGUGGAUGUUAUUAGAGAGGACAGCUUCAUGAAAGACUACUUUUUCAAACCUCCAAUCAACAAGAUCAGCCUCAAUUUUCUUGAGAGACCUUUAGAGGCCGCUUACCGCAGCAGCUACAAGGAAGAGGUGAAAAAUGAGAUCCAAGUGAAGACUUUUGCCAGCUCUACCUUCAGCUCAUUCCUGGAUGUCCUCUUGAGCUGCUUCUUCUUCCUGGCCCUGACCGUAGCCUGCUUCCUGCCGGCUCUCGUCACUUCAGCUCCUGCAGCUACUGCAGCCCUUGUCCUGACUCCGUUUGCUGGGCUGUUGGAACUCCUCUCUCUGGUGCUAUCUAUACGCAUGGGGUUUCAUCUGGAGGAGGUGAUGAGCUGCACUCGCUCUCUGCUCCUUGCUGUCUCUGGGUGGAUCCCACGUCACAUGGUGGGAGCUGUGCUGGUUUCACUUCCUGCAGUCUCUGUGCUGUCCCAUUUCACGCUCAAACUCCCAUUACAGGUGAUCAUCUUUUUGUGCUGUGCUACCAUCCUGGCCAUCAUCCAGUUCUGCAACUUCUGCCAGCUGAGUUUCUGGAUGCGUUCUGUUCUGGCCACUGUAACAGGCGUUGCCCUCCUGCUGCUCUUGUACAGCUCCCUGCGGAGACCUAAUUUGCCAAAACGUGAUGCUGGAUUGGCCUUCACCUCAGCAGCAGAUCAAGAUAUUUCCUUUAAUCCUAUGCUUUCUCUGGUCCAUGAGACAGUCCUGGCUUUCUUCAUACUUCUCCUUUUGGUUUGGUUCCUGAAUCGGGAGUUUGAGGUUAGCUACCGCCUACAUUACCAUGGAAACGUUGAAGCAGACAAACAUCGCUGCAAAAUCCAGACGAUGAGAGACCAGGCUGAGUGGCUAUUAGGAAACAUUAUCCCAAUUCAUGUCGCAGACCAGCUUAAGGUUACUCAGAGCUAUUCAAAGAAUCACGACAGUGUUGGAGUGAUAUUCGCAAGUAUUGUGAACUUCAGUGAAUUCUAUGAAGAGAGCUAUGAAGGUGGUAAAGAAUGCUACAGAGUUCUUAAUGAGCUUAUAGGAGAUUUUGAUGAGCUUCUUCGCAAAUCAGAGUUUAAAAGUGUUGAAAAAAUCAAGACUAUUGGUGCUACCUACAUGGCGGCAUCAGGCCUGAAUGUUCAACAGAUGGCUGAAAAUGAAGAUGACUCCCCUCACACUCAUCUACUGGCUCUCUUUAACUUUGCCAUUGAGAUGAUAAGGGUCCUUGAUGACUUCAACAAAAAUAUGUUGGGAUUCGGAUUUAAACUCCGCAUUGGAUACAACCACGGGCCACUGACUGCUGGGGUGAUUGGAACCACAAAACUUCUAUACGACAUCUGGGGAGACACUGUUAACAUUGCGAGUCGUAUGGACUCAACAGGUGUGGAGUGUCGUGUACAGGUGAGCGAGGAGAGCCACACUAUCCUCAGUUCAAUGGCGCUGGAGUUUGACUAUAGAGGCACUGUGAAUGUUAAAGUGAAAAUCCUGCACCACUCCAAGAUAAAUCCACAAAGUGGGGGGAUGAAGGAUACCGGGACACUUUACAGCCGCCUGAACGUUCAGGUCCAGAAUUGGAACGGUCAUCACGACAGAAUACAACACCGCUACAAGAAGAUGAAGAAGAGUCAGAGGUCAAUGAGCUAA
Knipowitschia caucasica is the source of this 4002-nucleotide messenger RNA. NCBI's taxonomy places the organism in Eukaryota, Metazoa, Chordata, Actinopteri, Gobiiformes, Gobiidae. The record is from the annotation of a GenBank genome assembly.